Molecule: messenger RNA, 249 nt
Organism: Funneliformis mosseae
Lineage: Eukaryota; Fungi; Glomeromycota; Glomeromycetes; Glomerales; Glomeraceae
Source: the annotation of a GenBank genome assembly
GAUAGUAAAGAUGCUCAGAAAUGGAUUGAAAUGUUAUUAAAAGCGAAAGAAGCUAAUAAAUGGCUAGAUAAUAGAAGAGUAGCAAUUGCAAUAGAAAUGUUAAAGGAAGAACAAUAUGAAUUAAUAAACCUGAAACAAGAAAAUAAAAAGGUUGAAACCUAUGCAUCUAAAUUUAAAAAGUUAGCAAAUAGAGUAGAUGCAGGAGGAAUUCCAAAUGCUUUUAAAUUAUUACUCAAGCUAAACUGUUGA